Molecule: messenger RNA, 13933 nt
Organism: Oryctolagus cuniculus (rabbit)
Lineage: Eukaryota; Metazoa; Chordata; Mammalia; Lagomorpha; Leporidae
Source: RefSeq, a predicted model, not a curated record
UUCGCCACCGACGGCAGAGUCGUGAAACCCCAUCACCACACCGCUCGCCUCCGUUUCGGCCUCUGCAGGGUCUAAGCUGCUACAGAAGCUUUAACCUUAAGGGGGCCUCAGGGAGAGAGGAGUAGUGCUGCCGCCGCCGAGAGCUCUACCUCCGUGGCCCUGGGUCCUGGGCCCCGGUCUGUGGCGGUGAGCGGCGGCCGCCGGAGGCGAGCGGCGGCGGCAGCUUCGGCGGGCGGCCCGUCCGGGUCUCCCUCGCUCCGUGCGGGGCCCGGAGAGGGGAGCCGCCAUAUUGGAGCCGGAGCCGAAGGCGCCUUGGAGCGGCGGCGCGAGGCGGGUGGAGGUGGCGGCCCUGGCCUCGACCGGGGAGGAGUCGCCAGUGCUGCGGCCCGCGAGGCUGGGGAGUGAAUGAGCCGCUCGGGCUAGUCGCUUCCCCGCCCACUCUCUCCACUUUCUGCGGCGGGAGGUGGCCGCGGGAGCGGCGGCGGCGGCGGCGGCGGCAGGAUGUUCUCCAAGAAGCCGCACGGGGACGUGAAGAAGUCCACCCAGAAGGUGCUGGACACCAAGAAGGACGCGCUGACCCGCCUCAAGCACCUGCGCAUCGUCAUCGAGAAUGCAGAAUCUGUUGAUCUUAAACAAUUUUUUGACCAACAUUUUUCACAUAUAUACUAUGUGUUCUUUGAAAAUUUUGUGACCAUUGAAGCUAGUCUUAAACAGAAAGGUCACAAGUCUCAAAGGGAGGAAUUGGAUGCUAUACUUUUUAUUUUUGAGAAAAUAUUACAACUUCUUCCAGAAAGGAUUCAUCAGCGAUGGCAGUUUCAUAGUAUUGGAUUGAUUUUGAAGAAACUGCUUCACACAGGAAACUCUUUAAAGAUUAGGCGAGAAGGUGUUCGUCUUUUCCUGCUGUGGUUGCAAGCUCUUCAGAACAACUGCAGCAAAGAGCAGCUCUGGAUGUUCUCCUGCUUAAUUCCUGGAUUUUUAGCACCGCAGUCUGAACAUGGACCUCGAACUUUAGAUAAUCUCAUUAAUCCUCCACUCAACCUUCAAGAAACUCAAGUCACUAUAGAAGAAAUCACUCCUCUUGUUCCCCCACAAUCUGGAGAUAAAGGACAAGAAGAUCUCACAAGCUAUUUUCUUGAAGCACUUUUAAAAUAUAUAGUAAUUCAGGUGAAAAGUUUAGAAUGGAAGAACAAAGAAAACCAAGAAAGAGGAUUUUCAUUUCUGUUUUCACAUUUUAAAAAAUAUUACUUACCCUACAUUUUCCCAAAUAUCUGUAAGGAGAACAGUUUAUAUCAUCCUGUACUUGAUAUUCCGCAAAUGAGACCAAAGCCACAUUAUGUCAUGAUAAAGAAGGAUGCUGAAACCAAUGAAGCAAUCUAUUGUACAAAGGAACCUUUUAUUAAAGCUCGUGUUAUUGUCAUUCGUUGGCUUGUUUCUUUCUGGCUAGAGCCAAAACCACAUACAGGACCUCAUAUUCCUGGGAUGGAAGGUGAAGUCUUGCCAAAGAAUAUUCAGAGAGCAGCUGCCAGUUUGGUAUCCAGAGAAGAAAACAAAAAUGAUAACGCUGAUAAAACUGACAGAACUGCAGAACCAGAGCAGUCUCAUUCCAAUACAAGCACUCUCACAGAGCGAGAACCCAGCUCAUCCAGCCUCUGUAGUAUUGAUGAAGAGCAUCUCACAGAUAUUGAAAUAGUUCGCCGGGUUUUUUCUUCUAAAAGAAGUAAUGUAAACUUUGUCACAGAGAUAUUUCGUCAGGCAUUUUUAUUACCAAUUUGUGAAGCAGCAGCUAUGAGAAAAGUGGUAAAAGUAUAUCAAGAAUGGAUUCAGCAAGAGGAAAAACCUUUGUUCAUGCAAGAGCCUGAGGAAAUUGUAAUGACUUCUUCAGAUUUACCUUGCAUUGAAAAUGUUACUGAUCAUGAUAUUUCAGUGGAAGGAGAAAAACGAGAAGAGGAAAAUGGGACCAAUAUUGCUGAUCAUGUCCGAAAUCCCAGUUGGGCAAAAAAUGGCUCCUACCCAGAUGCUGUUCAUAAUGCCUCUGAAGAAGCCACAGAAGAAAACAUAAGAGCUGGUACCCAGGCAGUUUUGCAGGUGUUCAUUAUAAACUCAUCAAACAUAUUUCUCCUUGAACCUGCAAAUGAAAUAAAAAAUCUCCUGGAUGAGCACACAGAUAUGUGUAAACGUAUUCUUAACAUUUACCGGUACAUGGUUGUGCAGGUAUCAAUGGACAAAAAAACCUGGGAACAGAUGCUGCUUGUAUUGCUCAGAGUCACGGAAUCUGUACUGAAGAUGCCAUCACAAGCUUUUCUACAGUUCCAGGGGAAAAAAAAUAUGAACUUGGCAGGUCGACUUGCAGGACCACUUUUCCAGACUCUUAUAGUUGCCUGGAUCAAAGCAAAUCUAAACGUGUACAUCUCCCGAGAACUUUGGGAUGACUUAUUAUCGGUAUUGUCAUCACUGACCUAUUGGGAAGAGUUGGCCACUGAGUGGUCGCUGACUAUGGAGACACUAACUAAAGUUUUAGCUAGAAAUCUGUAUAGUUUGGAUCUCAGUGAUUUACCAUUGGAUAAACUGAGUGAACAAAAACAAAAAAAGCACAAGGGGAAAGGAGUUGGACAUGAAUUUCAGAAAGUUUCAGUUGACAAGUCAUUUUCCAGAGGAUGGAGUCGUGAUCAACCUGGCCAAGCCCCAAUGAGACAGAGAAGUGCAACAACCACUGGUUCCCCAGGAACUGAAAAGGCGAGGAGCAUAGUACGGCAGAAGACUGUCGCCAUGAGAAGCCGAUCCAUUGGUGAAUGUGCUCUGCCAUCGGCCUAUAUACGCAGUGCUAAAAGUGCUCCUGUUCUGAUCCAUACUUCCAAACCCUUCUUGCCUGAUAUUGUUCUCACUCCCCUUUCUGAUGAGCUUUCAGAUAUUGAUGAUGCUCAGAUACUUCCCCGCUCAACUAGAGUCAGACAUUUUUCACAAAGUGAAGACACGGGUAAUGAAGUUUUUGGGGCCUUGAAUGAGGAGCAGCCAUUGCCUCGAAGUAGCAGCACUUCUGACAUCUUGGAACCAUUCACUGUUGAACGAGCCAAAGGUGCAGUGCCUGUCAUUGACAGUUCAUCCCGUCAUGCACCAAGCUUACAGAGUUCCACAGAGGCUUCUUCAAUAACUAGAUCCACUGAAAGCCACAUCACUGAUACUCAUAGUAGAGAGUCUUCUCUGGAAGUUGGUGAUAGCAUAUAUGACCAUCUUUGUCAUUUAAUAGGUCCAGUAGAACUUGCAGAUUCAGCUUUUGAACAAAUCCAGUACAUUGACCUUGAAGGAGAUGACGAUCUUCUUUCCUCUCUGAAAGAAUAUUUUAAGGAAAACCAGGAAAAUCAUAAUAAAAAUGAGAUAGGUAAAGAUGCAGCUUCUCAGGAAGUGAUUAUUGCAGCAAAUCAGGAUGAAAGGUCAUCCUUAGAUAAAUUAGAAUAUACAGAUCAGGAAAUUAAAUCUGAAAAUGUCACAUCUUUUGUUGGGACUCCUGAAAACAUGCAGUUUCAAAAAGAACCAAGCUCAGCUGUCUUCAUGAGUAAUAUUGCAUCUAAUCAGUCAGACAGUUUUAUGAAAACACAAACUUCUGAAAAGUCUAAGCAGCUAAACAUUGACAAGCAGUCGUCGGAGCCUAGUUCAGACAGCCCUUGUGAUAAAGAGAAAAGGAAAUACUUACAUAGACAAGCAGCUACAGAUUUAGAUGCCUGUGCAGAUACAACACUAGUUGAAAAGCUUAAGGAUGUGCAAAUUAAUGAAAAAAUCACUCUCCCCCAUGUGCAUGCCAAGAAAACUACACUAAAAGCACCUGUUAACCGCAGAAUGCCUUAUGUUUCAAACACUAGCAAGCUUUCUCCAACUAAAAGAAGCUUGUCUGAAACAGUAACUCACAGGGCAAAAAUCAUGAAAAUUGCUACUAAAAAGCGAAAUAGUGUUCAUGUUACUUUUAGACCAUCUACUGAGUCAGUUCAGUUUUACAAUCCUCUGGAAAGCAAAGAGGCUCCAUGGAAGAUGAGACUGCGGAAACUCAGUGGCUUUAGCAGCAGCAGCAGCAGUAGCAGUACCAGCAACGUCCCUGCCAGUUCGAAUGCUGGCUCCGAUCUAGUAAAACCUGGCAUGUACAGGCCUCUAGAUACAAUUAGUACAGCAUCAGUAAAUACUAAAACAAUGAAGGAAUCCACAGAGAUUCCCACCACUGUAUUACAGAAAGAAGAAAUGGCAAGCAGUCAGUCAGGUAGUCGUAGUACUCCUAGACCAUCAGCUCAUGAGGCAGGACUACAGCAGGGCUCCCUGGGUGGCGUUUAUAAAACUGUUGUACAUGCUCUUUCGAAGCCGAAGGCAAAUGUUUCCCCACAGAGGCAGAACAGAAUGCCACCAGAGGCUCCACUGAGGGAUCUGUACAGUCAUGUAAUGGGCUAUUUUGGAAGGAAAGCUGCAGUCAAUAAAGAGGACAUGAGCCCCAAACUGCCUCCCCUUAAUAGUGAUAUUGGAAGCAACAGUGCUAAUGUUCCUGAUCUGAUGGAUGAGUUUAUAGCAGAACGACUUCGAAGUGGUACUGCCUCGAUCAUGACAAGAAGAGGAAGUAGUCCCGGCAGCCUCGAAAUCCCCAAAGACCUCCCGGAUGUUCUGAACAAACAGAACCAGAUGCGCCCUGUUGAUGACCCUGGCGUGCCCUCGGAGUGGACUUCUCCUGCCAGUGCUGGCAGCAGCGAUCUCAUCAGCUCCGAUAGUCACUCGGAUUCUUUCAGCGCUUUCCAGUACGAUGGCCGCAAAUUUGACAAUUUUGGCUUUGGAGCUGACACUGGGAUUGCAUCCUCUACUGAUGUGGAUUCAGGUUCUGGCCACCUUCAGAGUGCUGAAGAACAAGAAGUGGCUAGCCUAACCACACUUCAUAUAGAUUCUGAAACAAAUAGCCUUAAUCAGCAAGCUUUCUCUGCUGAAGUUGCAACUGUUACUGGUUCAGAAAGUGCAUCCCCAGUCCACUCAGCUCUGGGGUCCAGGUCGCAGACACCUUCUCCUUCCACACUGCAUAUCGACCACAUGGAACAGAAGGGUCUACAGCUUGAUGAGAAGCUCCACCACUCUGUCCUUCAGACACCAGAUGAUCUAGAAAUUAGUGAAUUUCCAUCUGAAUGUUGUAGUGUGAUGGCAGGGGGCACACUCACCGGAUGGCAUGCUGACGUUGCUACUGUCAUGUGGCGUAGAAUGCUAGGCAUUUUGGGAGAUGUCAAUGCCAUUAUGGAUCCUGAAAUACAUGCUCAAGUGUUUGAUUACCUCUGUGAACUUUGGCAGAAUCUGGCUAAGAUUAGAGAUAACCUCGGCAUUUCAACUGAUAACCUGACCUCCCCUUCUCCACCAGUUUUGAUUCCUCCACUGAGAAUUCUUACCCCUUGGCUUUUUAAGGCAACUAUGUUGACUGAUAAAUAUAAGCAAGGUAAACUACAUGCUUAUAAGCUUAUUUGUAAUACAAUGAAAAGAAGACAAGAUGUAUCUCCAAAUAGAGAUUUUCUGACACAUUUCUACAAUAUAAUGCAUUGCGGAUUACUUCAUAUUGAUCAGGAUAUUGUCAAUACAAUCAUCAAGCACUGCUCACCUCAAUUUUUUUCACUUGGUUUGCCUGGUGCCACAAUGCUUAUUAUGGAUUUUAUUGUAGCAGCUGGUAGGGUGGCUUCUUCAGCUUUUCUCAAUGCACCAAGAGUGGAAGCACAAGUUCUUCUGGGAUCUUUGGUUUGCUUUCCCAACUUAUAUUGUGAACUGCCUGCUCUCCAUCCCAACAUUCCUGAUAUUGCUGUGUCUCAGUUUACAGAUGUUAAGGAACUUACAGUCAAAACUGUAUUAAGCUCAGCAAGAGAUGAGCCCUCUGGUCCUGCACGAUGUGUAGCUCUUUGCAGUUUAGGUAUUUGGAUUUGUGAAGAACUAGUCCAUGAGUCUCAUCAUCCACAAAUUAAGGAAGCCCUGAAUGUAAUCUGUGUUUCCUUAAAGUUUACUAAUAAAACAGUAGCCCAUGUGGCUUGUAACAUGCUUCAUAUGUUGGUUCAUUAUGUACCUAGACUUCAGAUUUAUCAGCCUGAUUCUCCCUUGAAAAUUAUUCAAAUCCUAAUAGCUACUAUCACCCAUCUGUUGCCAAGUACCGAAGCUUCAUCUUAUGAAAUGGACAAGAGGUUGGUGGUAUCCUUACUUCUGUGCCUCCUGGACUGGAUCAUGGCCUUACCUCUAAAGACACUACUGCAGCCUGUCCACACAGCAGGAACAGAAAAUGAUAAAACAGAAAAAUCUGUCCUCAAUUGCAUUUAUAAGGUUUUACAUGGGUGUGUUUAUGGAGCUCAAUGUUUUAGCAAUCCAAAGUAUUUUCCAAUAAGCCUGUCUGAUUUGGCAUCUGUAGAUUAUGAUCCUUUUAUGCAUUUGGAGAGUCUGAAAGAGCCUGAACCUCUACACUCUCCUGAUUCAGAGCGGUCUUCUAAACUCCAGCCAGUAACAGAAGUGAAAACUCAAAUGCAGCAAGGAUUAAUCUCUAUAGCAGCCCGCACUGUUAUUACGCAUCUGGUGAAUCACUUGGGCCAUUAUCCAAUGAGUGGUGGUCCUGCUAUGUUAACAAGUCAGGUGUGUGAAAAUCAUGACAAUCAUUACAGUGAAAGUACUGAACUGUCUCCGGAACUUUUUGAGAGUCCAAACAUCCAGUUCUUUGUAUUGAACAAUACAACUUUAGUAUCCUGUAUCCAGAUCAGAUCAGAAGAGAGUAUGCCUGGAGGGGGUUUAUCUGCUGGCCUCGCAUCUGCCAACUCAAAUGUCAGAAUCAUAGUACGUGAUCUCUCUGGAAAAUAUUCAUGGGAUUCCGCUAUCCUGUAUGGCCCGCCUCCUGUAAGUGGCUUGUCAGAACCUACAUCUUUUAUACUUUCAUUGUCUCACCAAGAGAAGCCUGAAGAGCCUUCUGCAUCUAAUGAAUGCUUAGAAGACGUAACAGUAAAAGAUGAACUUUCUGUCCAGUUUAAACGAUUUAGAGAAACUGUCCCAACUUGGGAUACAAUAAGAGAUGAAGAAGAUGUUCUUGAUGAGCUUUUGCAGUAUUUAGGUGUUACUAGUCCUGAAUGCUUACAGAGAACUGGGAUCUCACUUAAUAUUCCUGCUCCACAACCUGUGUGCAUUUCUGAAAAACAGGAAAAUGAUGUAAUUAAUGCCAUCCUUAAGCAACAUACAGAGGAAAAAGAAUUUGUUGAGAAGCACUUUAAUGACUUAAACAUGAAAGCCAUGGAACAAGAUGAACCAAUACCUCAAAAACCUCAGUCAGCAUUUUAUUACUGCCGAUUGCUUCUUAGUAUAUUGGGAAUGAAUUCCUGGGACAAACGGAGGAGUUUUCAUCUCCUGAAGAAAAAUGAAAAGCUACUUAGAGAACUUAGAAACCUGGAUUCAAGGCAGUGCAGAGAGACACACAAAAUUGCAGUAUUUUAUGUUGCUGAAGGACAAGAAGACAAACACUCCAUUCUUACCAAUACAGGAGGAAGUCAAGCAUAUGAAGAUUUUGUAGCUGGUCUUGGUUGGGAGGUAAAUCUAACAAACCAUUGUGGUUUUAUGGGAGGACUACAGAAAAACAAAAGCACUGGAUUGACCACUCCGUAUUUUGCUACCUCUACAGUAGAAGUAAUAUUUCAUGUAUCAACAAGAAUGCCUUCUGAUUCUGAUGACUCUUUGACCAAAAAAUUGAGACAUUUAGGAAAUGAUGAAGUACAUAUUGUUUGGUCAGAGCAUACUAGAGACUACAGACGAGGGAUUAUUCCUACAGAAUUUGGUGAUGUCCUUAUUGUAAUAUAUCCAAUGAAAAAUCACAUGUUCAGUAUCCAGAUCAUGAAAAAACCAGAGGUUCCCUUCUUUGGUCCACUUUUUGAUGGUGCUAUUGUGAAUGGAAAGGUUCUACCCAUUAUGGUUAGAGCAACAGCUAUAAAUGCAAGCCGCGCUCUGAAAUCGCUGAUUCCGUUGUAUCAAAACUUCUAUGAGGAGCGAGCGCGAUACCUGCAGACAAUUGUCCAGCACCAUUUAGAACCAACAACAUUUGAAGAUUUUGCAGCACAGGUUUUUUCUCCAGCUCCCUACCAUCACUUACCAUCUGAUACUGAUCAUUAAAUAUCAGUUCUGUUUAUCUGAAGGUAAGAUGAAUUGUCAACCAAAACACCCUCCGUUCUUCCAGUUCCUGUUUUCAAAAUCAGCAGGCUCUAAGCUUGGAACUCAAACAAUAAGCAAACUUAACACUGCCCUGGUUCAUACUAAACAUGGCAGAAAUUGUCACUACAUUUUUUCCAGAUUUAUACUAACCAACCCAGGUCUGCAUGAAACACUAACAUGGUUUGGGGAUAAAAUUACUAAUAAUAGAACCCUUUGGUUGAAAUUAGUUAUACCUUGUUCUAUUGACCUUUUUUGGUUUCUCAGCAUGAAAAAACCGUAGCAGUAUUGAACUACAGUGGUGUGGCUUUGUAUUUUGUAAUGUGUUGCAUUGUUCUUGAAUAUCUUACCUCAUCAAAUGGUUAUUCUCUGUGUGCCUGUGCUAGGCACCUGAAAAACAAAGAUGACUAUUGCAGUGUUGAAGGGAAGCAGCAAAUGAGAACCUAAUAGUCUUGAAAUUAAUCAUAAUAAGCCUUCAAACCCUUUAUGUUAAUUAAAAUUUCUUUAUAUUAAGUUUAAAAGGUACAGCACUCCUUUUCUAGCCUAAUUUAUUUGAAAAAAAUUUUUUACCACAAUUCUAAAUUGAGGUUCAGUUACAAAGUUUCCCUUUCUGUCAUUAAAUUGCCAGUAGAAAAAUAUUUUUACCAGAAAACUGAAAUCCCUUUCAAUUAAUAAGGUAGAAAAGAAAGAAACAGACUAGGCUGAGUCUUUUGAAAGACUGAUAAAAAUAAAUUUGCUUUAAUGGGUUGACACUAUCUAAAAUUUCUCAUUAAUUAAAAUUAAAUUAAAAUUUGGCAUUAAGAGAAAAAUAUUAAAAAUUAAUGAACAGCAAAAUGAACAUUAAGUAUACAUAACAAUUAUAUUAUUUGAUAAUAUGAUUAAAUAUCAUACUAUUAAAACAGAUAUGAAUAACACUUUUGUGUAUCACAUAGUUAAGCCAUAAAUUUUACAAGUUAAAAGAUAAUGAUAAUAGGACCACAUUAGAAUGAACUUUUCCUUUCAGAUUUCUAAAAACUGUUCAGUUAUGGUCUGGUUGUUUGCCAGCUGGAGUCCUUCCUAAUUGUCAUCUUACUGUUCUUCUCAUGCUUUACGUAAUACCCUCCACAUGUAGCUGGGCAAACCUAUGGAGGGCAAGUAGUAUCCUUGCAUUCUGAGACGCCACAGCCAGGUCAGGGCUCUGUGGGCUUUGUUUCUAUUGUAUCCUGCUGCUUUAUUCUUCAGGUUGUUUGACAUAACACAAUUUUCUUAAUGGCAAUAAAAAUGUGAAUUUUAACAAAAACAUAUUUACUACAAAUUUUUUCAGUUGAUUUUCAAAAAUUAGCAUUACUUUUAGGAACCAUUAGAGACAUGCACUCUAAUUUUCAGAGGAAUGUUUUUAUGUAAGUAACCAUCAGCAUUGCUGAAGACAUCUCUAUACAAGUUUUCAGACCUUCCUAGUUAUGACAGAGAAUUUUUAUCAAAGUAAUUCUCAGUUUAACAAAAAAUAAAACAUUUACUUCUACAGUAGCAAAAAUGCUGUGGUAUCUGAAGCAUGAUUUUUUUUUCUUCUAAUUCUCUCACAUCUUGAUUUUCCCAUCAUAAACUAUCCCAUACUUAUGGACCUCAAAUUAUAAGUCAAAGAGGGGAAAGGGAAGUUAGGAAAUAAGCCACGUAAUAGGAGUUCGUACCUGACUUCUGGCUUGCAAAAAUGACAUGAAAGAAUGAAGUUUUUUAGGGUUUUUUUUGUUUUGUUUUUUGUUUUUUUUGGAAAGGCAGAGUUAGAGAGAAAGGUGUUCCUUCCGUUGGUUCACCCCCCAAAUGGCUGCUAUGGCCGGCGUGCUGCGCCGAUCCGAAGCCAGGAGCCAGGUGCUUCCUCCUGGUCUCCCAUGCGGGUGCAGGGUUCCAAGCACUUGGGCCAUCCUCCACUGCCCUCCUGGCCCACAGCAGAGAGCUGGACUGGAAGAGGAGCAACCAGGACAGAAUCCGGCACCCCAACUGGGACUAGAACCCGGGGUGCCAGAACCACAGGUAGAGGAUUAGCCAAAUGAGCCACGGCGCCGGCCUGGUUUUAUUUUUUAACACAAUGAUAAAAUGUUUCACUACAUUGAAGAAAUUGAUUCAUAAUUGCAAUUGAGACUCAACUUUAUAAACUACUCAUCAAUAACAGUAGCAAUAAUUUGAAAUUAUGUUUCAAAUAAAUGCCAGUAUGGAUGAUUAUAUUCUUUCUAACCAACCCUGUAACAAUUCCGUUCAGUGGAAUAGUAUAAAAUUUAAAUAGUAUAAAUAUUUUAAGUAGUAUAAAGUUUAUUUAAUUUAGUUCAAGAUGAACUAAAACCUACUUUCUGGCUACCAGUAAUGUACCAAAUGUGAAGAUAUUUAAGUCCAAAACAGGAUUUUUUAAAUGUAACUUUUAGUAUUAUUUAAACAAGAUUUUGGUAUAUUGUAGUUGAUUCAUAUAAACUUUAUAACUGUAUUUUCUCAGAAUGUACUGUCUGUGGCAGUAGAGUAAUACUCAAGGGAAAUUAUUUUUAUCCCUAAGGUCAUUGAGGGAAAUAUCGUGAUGUCACAUUUUGUUGAUCUUCUAUAACGACAUUAAAAUAUUAUUAGAUUUUUCUUGUCUUUCACAUAAAAAAAUUACAGGAAAAAAUCCCUUUAUCUUUGUCAGGCAUGUGUGUGGAACACAUCAAAAGUUUAACAGUGACUUUAACUUGUUUAUAUUUACAAAUACCUUUCCUCUAACUAUGAACUUCAGAAUGAAGUUAUGCCCCUCUUUGGCCAGAAUACAGUGGUAGUUCAAAAAUAAACUUAUUUUUCCCUGUUAUAUACAUUGUCUUUUCAACAUUGUCCUUUUUAAUAUAAAAUUGUAGAUUGCCAGCACAAAACAGGAUCUUAUUAAUUGGUUUGUAUUUCUCAAUUUCAGCAUUAAAAAUAUACCCAUAAUUUUUUUGAUAUUGUCUUUUUCAGCCCAUCAGCCAGAAAUGUUUUUGAAUGGCUGUUGUGUGGUAUAUCUAGGCUCACCUCUAAUAUUGUUAUUCUAACAGAAGUACUAGAUACCUUCCUUUGGGUUGUUUUUCUACAAAUUAGAGAUUUUUAAUUCUGUGAUAAAGGAUUGAUUGGCAUCUGAUUCUGUGUACACACAUUUCUAUUCAUACAUAUUACUUUUUGUGUUGUUUAAAAAAUAUCUUAAAGGGAUAUUAUAAAAAUAAGAUUCAAAUGUGAUUUUUGUGCCCACAAUAGAGAGAGAAUCUGCAGAGGGUGAUUAGGAAGGCCUAGAGGAGCGUCUGGUCUACCUUCAUUCCAGCUUCACUCUUGCCGGUCACAAGAUCUGUCUUGUCCUUUGUAGAAAGGAUGGGAUGUAUGAUGGUCAGUUCCAUCUUUUUUAUUCUUUGAGUAGUGUGCAUCAUCAGACUUCGGCCAUUGCUCUGGGUAAAGUUUUAUCCUGGGUCUGUUCUCUAAGUUGUUUUAAACUUUCCUCCCCUUCCCAGGCUUUAAAAUGAUCUCAAAGAAAGCAUGUUAACCCCUCAGAAGAUAGGCCUAGAAGAUUUAUGUAUUUGAAAGAGCAACAGAGAGAGAAUGAUCUUCCUUCCAUCCUCUCCUUAACUCGGCAAAUGCUCUUCCCCUCAACCCCCUGCCAAAACAGCCAAGGUUGGGCCAUGUAGGUCUCCCACAUAGGUGGCAGGAACCCAAGCACUUGUGCCAUCUUCUGUCCCCUUCAAGUAAGCAGGAAGCUAGAUCAGAAGCAGAGUAGCCAGGACACAGACCACCAUUCUGGUAUGUGAUACCUGUGUCACAGUUAGUGGCAUAACCUGCUGCACCACAACGCCAGCUUCAGAAGACAGUUAUAUUACAGAUAUCCUAGUUUUUUGUUUGUUUUGUUUUUUGUUUUUACAGGCAGAGUGGACAGUGAGAGAGAGAGAGAGAGAGAAAGGUCUUCCUUUUGCCGUUGGUUCACCCUCCAAUGGCCACCACAGCCUGCGCGCUGCGGCCAGCGCACCGCGCUGAUCCGAUGGCAGGAGCCAGGUGCUUCUCCUGGUCUCCCAUGCGGGUGCAGGGCCCAGGCACUUGGGCCAUCCUCCACUGCACUCCCUGGCCGCAGCAGAGAGCUGGCCUGAAAGAGGAGCAACCGGGACAGAAUCCGGCACCCUGACCGGGACUAGAACCCGGUGUGCCAGUGCCACAGGCAGAGGAUUAGCCUAGUGAGCCGCGGCGCUGGCCCAGAUAUCCUAGUUUUUAAGAUGCCAUUAGGAAUCAUUUUCCUUGAAUACAUAACAUAAGCUAUAAAUGUGUUAAAAAUGAGUAGAAAUUGGUGUUUUAAAACAUUAAUCACUAAGUUUGCCUGAAAUUAUAGACAAAAACAUUCUGUAAAUAGGCUCAUGUGUUACUGGCCAAGAGGCAAAUAAUAUUCAUCUUAAAUACUAUUCAUUAAACUUUUUGUGACAAUUACCCACUUAGUCUAAAUAUUCUCAUCUCUUCGUUGAUAGAUAAGUAGGAAGAGAGAGCAAGCACUCAACCUGCCAUAUUUAUAAAUUAGAAAUUGAGGAUUUUUAAGACUAUUUUUCCCAGCCUUUAAAAAAACUCUUUAUAUAAGGUUGCCAAGGUAAAAGUGUGGGCUUUGGAAUCAAAGAGAUCGGGAUUUAAAUCCUAGUUCUGCCAUUUAUUAUCCACAUGAACUCAAAUUAAUCUAUCCUACAUUAAAAUGUGGUUUCACAUUUAUAAGAAGGAGGUAAGAGAUUACAAGCUUGGCCCGAAUUUUUCUAAGUCUGUAACAGUAGCAGGUUCUUAAAUAUCAUAGAUGUGUCUAGGUGUGGACAUUUAACCUACAAGUUACGAUGCCCACAUCUCGUAACCGUGCCUAAGUUCAGACUCAGCCCCAGCUUCGGAUUCCAACUUUCUGCAAAUGCAGUCUGGAAGGCAACAGUGAUGGUUCAAGUAAUUGAGUUCCUGCCACCCACGUGGGAAACCUGGAUUGAGUUCCCAGCUCCCCGUCUCAGCUCUAGCUGCAGGCAUUGAGGAGUGAACCAGUAGAUGGGAGCACUCUGUCCUUUCUCCCAAUUUUUUCAAACUUUUUCCUUCCUCUUUCCUUCUAAUCCUAACCUAACCCUAACCUGAUUCAAAGGCUAUUAACUUUUACUCCUCUCUAUUUAACGCCUGCAUUAUGCAGCUGGACUUACUUUGUUCCAGGAUCUUUGCAUAUGGUAAGCAUUGAUCCUCACAGCAAUUUUGUGAAAUACUUGUCUCCAUUUUACAAAUAAAAAAAAUGCCACUGAUUAGUUGGCUCAAGCUCAAACAGCUAACAGGGACAGGAGUUGGACACAGCAGUUAAGUUGUCACUUGGGACACCUGCAUCCCAUAUCUGACUCCAGGGUGUAAGUCUCAACUCUGCUUUGAAUUCUAGCUUCCUGCUAAUGUGCACCCUGGGAGGCAGCAGUUGAUGGCUCAAGUGCUUGGGUCCCUGCCACUCAGAGUGGUUAUCUAGACUGAGUUCUGCCUCCUGAUUUCAGCCUGGCCCAGCUCUGCCGAUUUCAAGAAUCUGGAGAGAACCAGCAGAUGGAAGAUGUCUGUCUCCCUUUCUUUCUCUGUCUCUGCAUUUCAAAUUAAAAGUAACUUUUUAAGUUAAAAAAAAAAAAAGGUAGUAAAGUGACAUACUUGGCAUUUGAUCUAGGAGUAUGCCCACAUUCUUUUUAAUAGUUAUGAACUGGGGGUGGGCAUUUGUGGCACAGGUUAAACAACCACUUGCCACGCCAGCAUCCCAUAUCAGAGUGCCAGUUCCAGUCCUGACUAUUCUGCUUCUGAU